Molecule: messenger RNA, 748 nt
Organism: Argentina anserina (silverweed cinquefoil)
Lineage: Eukaryota; Viridiplantae; Streptophyta; Magnoliopsida; Rosales; Rosaceae
Product: protein SPIRAL1-like 5
Exons: 2
Coding region: 62-364 (100 amino acids)
Biological process (GO): cortical microtubule organization
Cellular component (GO): cortical microtubule, transverse to long axis
Source: RefSeq, a predicted model, not a curated record
UAUAUUAGGGCUCCCUUUCCUUCCCAUCCCAUUUCUGAUAUUCCUGAUCGACUGAGAAGCCAUGAGUAGAGGCGGGAGCUAUGGCGGUGGACCGAGUUCAUUGGGUUAUUUGUUUGGCUCAGAGGAGCCACAAACUCCACCCCCAGCUGCUAAGCCAGUAUUGCCGCCAUACGGCAUCGAUAUCACCACCAUUGAUGAUUAUCAAAAGCCAUCAUCAGAUCAUCAGACUCCUACCAAUUCCAACAACUAUCCAAGAGCUGACGGCCAAAAUUCUGGAAACUUUUUAACUGAUCGUCCAACAACAAAAGUUAAAUCAGUUCCUGGAGGAGAUUCAUCACUUGGCUACUUGUUUGGAGAUAAGUGAUCGAUGCCUCUAUUCUUUAGCUUCCUGCUUCGAUCAGUAACAACCAAUUAAUAAUAUAUAUCUUGUAUAUAGUUUCUAAUUUUCUAUGGAUUCUUUAUGUGUUAUAAGGGUCUCCUGUUAUAAUAAAAGGGAUAUAUCUUUCCCCAUGAGUGUCGUAUUUGCAAGGGUUUCUUUCAGGGUUGGACGAAGAAGAUCGAGUGGGGUGUAGAGAGAUAAGAAGAAAACUUCUCUAGCUAUGUGUGUGUGUGUGUAUCGUGAACAACUAGGUGUAAGUUUAUGGAUUUACCUUCUGCUAUUUGUAAAAUUAGGUUUCAUAGAUUUGAAUUUUCAUUAUUAAUCAAGAUUGACAUUUAUGAUAUAUAUUUGGUGUUCUGUUGUGAUCGA